AUGCAUUGGCAGCAAGGCUCAAGACCAGUCAUCCACUCGUGGAGCUCAGCCGCCUCUCCCGUUCCUCCCCGCAGGAAGACGAUGCUGAACGACCUGCUGCGCUUCGACGUGAAGGAUUGCUCGUGGUGCAGGGCUUUCACCACGGGGACCCCGCCAGCACCACGAUACCACCACUCAGCUGUGGUCUAUGGGAGCAGCAUGUUUGUGUUUGGUGGCUAUACUGGAGACAUUUAUUCCAAUUCCAACCUGAAGAAUAAAAAUGAUCUCUUUGAAUAUAAGUUUGCAACUGGACAGUGGACAGAGUGGAAGACUGAAGGAAGAUUGCCAGUUGCUAGGUCAGCUCAUGGCGCAACAGUGUAUAGUGACAAGCUGUGGAUCUUUGCAGGAUAUGAUGGCAAUGCACGGUUAAAUGAUAUGUGGACAAUUGGCCUACAGGAUAGAGAGCUAACAUGCUGGGAAGAGAUUGAACAAAGUGGUGAAAUUCCUCCUUCAUGCUGUAAUUUUCCCGUGGCUGUUUGCAAAGACAAGAUGUUUGUUUUCUCUGGCCAGAGUGGAGCAAAAAUUACCAAUAAUCUCUUUCAGUUUGAAUUCAAGGAAAAGAUUUGGACACGAAUUCCUACCGAGCACUUACUUCGAGGCUCCCCUCCUCCUCCACAGCGAAGAUACGGCCACACAAUGGUUGCAUUCGACCGGCAUCUCUACGUGUUUGGUGGUGCUGCAGAUAACACGCUGCCCAAUGAGCUUCACUGCUAUGACGUGGACUCUCAGACCUGGGAAGUUAUCCAGCCCAGCCCAGACAGUGAGUUACCCAGUGGGAGACUCUUCCAUGCUGCAGCUGUUAUCUCAGAUGCUAUGUACAUCUUUGGUGGUACAGUGGACAAUAACAUUAGAAGUGGAGAAAUGUACAGGUUCCAGUUUUCUUGUUACCCUAAAUGCACCCUACAUGAAGAUUAUGGAAGGCUAUGGGAAAACAGGCAGUUCAGUGACUUGGAGUUUGUUUUGGGAGAGAAGGAAGAACGAGUCCGAGGGCAUACUGCAAUUGUUACAGCUCGCUGCAAGUGGCUGAAAAAGAAAAUCAUACAGGCAAGGGAGAGGUUGAAACAGAAAUCAAAGCAAGAUAUUGAAGACGAGGGACAUGCGACAUGUCAGAAGGAUGGGAUUGGUGGGAAUGUCAAGUUGUGCCGCCUGCAGCCACUACUGCAAGUGCCCAUCCGAGAGGCUGAGGCGCAACCCUUCGAGGUGCUCAUGCAGUUUCUGUAUACAGAUAAAAUAAAAUACCCUCGCAAAGGUCAUGUGCAGGAUGUGUUACUUAUUAUGGAUGUAUACAAACUAGCCUUAAACUUCAAGCUCUCUCGACUCGAACAGCUCUGCCUUCAAUAUAUUGAAGCAUCUGUAGAUCUGCAGAAUGUGCUUAUUGUGUGUGAAAAUGCUAACAAGCUUCAGCUGGAUCAGCUAAAGGAACAUUGCCUGAACUUUGUGGUGAAGGAAUCACAUUUUAAUCAGGUAAUAAUGAUGAAGGAAUUUGAGCAUCUUUCUUCAUCCCUCAUAGUGGAGAUUGUACGGAGAAAACAGCAACCUCCUGUUCGAACACAUUCCGAUCAGCCACUUGACAUUGGAACAUCUUUAAUUCAGGACAUGAAGGCUUACCUAGAAGGAGCCGGGACUGAAUUCUGUGAUAUCAUCCUUCUCUUAGAUGGCCACCCACGGCCAGCCCAUAAAGCAAUCCUAGCAGCCCGCUCCAGUUACUUUGAAGCCAUGUUCCGUUCCUUUAUGCCGGAAGAUGGGCAAGUGAAUAUUUCUAUAGGUGAAAUGGUUCCCAGCAAGCAAGCAUUUGAAUCUAUGCUUAGAUACAUUUAUUAUGGAGAAGUAAACAUGCCUCCUGAAGACUCCCUCUAUCUCUUUGCUGCACCUUACUAUUACGGCUUCUCCAACAACAGACUACAAGCCUAUUGUAAGCAGAAUUUAGAAAUGAAUGUCACAGUGGAGAAUGUACUCCAGAUUUUAGAGGCAGCUGACAAGACCCAAGCCCUGGACAUGAAGAGGCACUGCCUGCACAUCAUUGUUCACCAGUUCACCAAGGUCUCCAAGUUGCCAAAUCUCCGCUCCCUAAGUCAGCUACUCCUUCUUGACAUCAUAGAGUCAUUAGCUAACCACAUAUCAGACAAGCAGUGCGCAGAGCUGGGCUCAGACAUAUGACAUGCUUUGGUAAUCGAACUUCUCAUUUGUUCCUCAAAAAAACUAGAAUUUUACAGCUGCCUCUCUUUUUUACCAUUCUACACUGAGCUGUUCAGAGUAUCUACGCAAUGUAACAGGCGGCCCAGAGAAGCAUGGACAGCUGACUUGCUCUCCCGUGGAUUUGCUCGGUUUGUACCUUUGUGGAGAAGGGUUUGGUCUCUGUUACGCAACUGUAAAAUUGAAACCAUUACAGGAAAGAAUUUAUUCCACAUGGUUUGGGGAGUAACUAAGUUCAGAAUCAAGCCCGUUAUUACUUUUAUACUGUAAAAGAAAGCAGUCAUGAGUAAGAGAAUCAUUAAUACUUUGAAACACAAUAAAGAAUACUAUUUAAAGAACUUGAGCUGACACAGCCAGGGGCUGUAAGGAGAAGUCAGAUAAAACAAAACUGGAAACAGAGAGCAUGGUGUUUGCAGUGAGGCUGACCGUUGGACCAGAAUGUAGUGACUUUUCAGAGACUCCAUGGCAUGGAUUAAAAGAUAAGCCCUCUUGCAACUGCCUGGAUUGGUGGGCUGUGGGAAGUCCAGACCUGUGCUCUGCAGCAGGUCAGACUAGAAGAUUACAGGGUCCUUUCUGACCAUCAAAUCCAUUAAUCCUGUCUUGCUAAGCUUUUCUAAAUCAA
Haliaeetus leucocephalus (bald eagle) is the source of this 2854-nucleotide messenger RNA. RefSeq names its product leucine-zipper-like transcription regulator 1 (gene LZTR1). The transcript has 19 exons. Lineage: Eukaryota; Metazoa; Chordata; Aves; Accipitriformes; Accipitridae. The record is from RefSeq and is a predicted model, not a curated record. Gene Ontology annotation, molecular function: protein binding. Gene Ontology annotation, cellular component: Golgi apparatus. Bases 1 to 2196 code for a protein of 731 amino acids.